CCUCACUCCAUCUUCAAGUCCUUGAGCUUAUCUCUACUUUUGUGUCUCCCUCAUCGUCUCAAUCCUACAAAGCCUAGCAUGUCCACAAUGCUGAAAUCAGGCAUGAAAAUUGAGGAGAAAAAACUGAAGAAAACAGCACAGGCCAGCUCCAGAAAAGGGUGUAUGAGAGGUAAAGGAGGUCCCGAGAAUGCCAGUUGCACCUUCAAAGGUGUGAGACAGAGAACCUGGGGGAAAUGGGUUGCUGAAAUCCGUGAACCCAAUCGUGGUGCUAGACUCUGGCUAGGGACAUUUGAAACCUCUCAGGACGCUGCUUUGGCUUAUGAUGCUGCAGCACGUAAGCUUUACGGCCCUGAUGCCAAACUCAAUUUACCAGACCAUCCUGUGCCCCCAGCGUCUCACUUUCCACCACCACCACCACCUCCUGUUAUCAACACUCCAACUCCUGAUAUGGAGAAUCUGCAACAGCCUCUGAUGCAAAACAACCUAGACAUUCCAACUUGUUCUAAUUUCAAUUUCAAUCCUGCAGUUUCCAUGGCUUCUCACGAAGUUGGAGUCACUCCAAUUUACACCAGUGAUUGCAUCGUGUCUCUUCCCUUGGACACCAAUCCUAAGCCAAUUGCAACCUACACAAAGCCUGAGGGGAUUGAGGGAGAGUUUUCUCCAUCUUGGGAGACAAUGACCGAGACUUUACCUGUUUUUGAUGAUUCUAUCUGGGCCGAAGCUGCUAUGUCUCUAGAUCUUCCUCUAAUUGCAGCAGAGAAUGCGAUUUACACACCGGAGAACAACAAUUUGGCGGCCGAUGUGGAUAUGUGGGACCCUCAAACUCCAUGGUGCAUGUAAUACCAUCCCUUUGAGUCACAUCUCAUAAGGGCAAGGACAAGUAGCUACUAUACCUUAUAGUAGCUGCGAUCUGGUCUUUUCUAUAUAUAUACAGUGUAUAGAGGGGUAAAGAAAUAUAUGUUACCACUGGUUUGGUAGCAAGAUAUAAUAUAUAUAUAUAUAUAUAUAUACUACUACUACUACUACUACUACUAUUAUAUAUAUUGUGUAUGUGUCUUUUAAGUUACUACAUAUAUGUAUGUGAAUAUUACUUAAAGUGUUAGGGAUGGUGACCUUGCCCUUUCGUCCUCUAUAAUCCCUAUGUGGUGUCCCCUUGUGCCCUAGUACCAAAUAUGGUUUGAUCUCAAAUAAUGUGUUUCGUUAUGUCCUAUUUUGUGUCCUAUGUUUUCAAUAUCAAUAAGUUAGGUUUUAUCAAGUUGUUUUGUGCCCUAUCGUCCUGGUAUUAAUAAGUUGUUUAGGUUUUGUGCCCUAUCGACCUGGUAUUAAUAAGUUGUUUAGGUUUUGUGCCCUAUCCGGGGCGCUGGCCUUUGUUCAGCUUCUGUUUUGUUUAGGUUUUGGGCAGUUUUGUGCAGUGUAUCCAUCUGUGUGUUGAAUAAGUACUAUAUCAAUAGGUCUCGUUGGUUUUGCUCAGCGAGUGAGAUAUAUGUAAACUGUAAGCAGGAGAUCAUGUUGCUUUUCUGCAGCCUGAGAUAUAUGUAAGCAGUUUGUGUUUGUGACUUGUAUGUCAAUAAGUAUUAUAUUAAUGGAUGGUGUUCGUUCUGUGCAAAGUGAGAAAUUCCUAAGCAGCUUAUGAGUUUUAUGAGAUUAUGUGAGAGCAGCUUGUGACUUAUGUGUCAUAAAGUAUGUAUGCCCUUUCUUAUAUCUGCAUAAAUAAUAAGAUGUCUUAUGCCAGAUUAUGUUUA
Vigna umbellata (rice bean) is the source of this 1742-nucleotide messenger RNA. RefSeq names its product dehydration-responsive element-binding protein 2D-like. The record is from RefSeq and is a predicted model, not a curated record. Gene Ontology annotation, cellular component: nucleus. NCBI's taxonomy places the organism in Eukaryota, Viridiplantae, Streptophyta, Magnoliopsida, Fabales, Fabaceae. Gene Ontology annotation, molecular function: DNA-binding transcription factor activity; transcription cis-regulatory region binding. Gene Ontology annotation, biological process: positive regulation of DNA-templated transcription; response to stress.